Molecule: messenger RNA, 4483 nt
Organism: Marmota monax (woodchuck)
Lineage: Eukaryota; Metazoa; Chordata; Mammalia; Rodentia; Sciuridae
Gene: Dync2i1
Product: dynein 2 intermediate chain 1
Exons: 20
Coding region: 210-2876 (888 amino acids)
Biological process (GO): intraciliary transport
Cellular component (GO): cytoplasmic dynein complex
Molecular function (GO): dynein light chain binding; dynein heavy chain binding
Source: RefSeq, a predicted model, not a curated record
CGCGGUGCACGCUGGGCAGCAAUCGCUGGUCCCUUGGUGGCCCUGGCUUGCCGGUUGCUAGGAGUCGGGGACGCCCGCCCGCCGAGAGCUGCAGCUCAGCAGGCCUGGUUUGGGCUGAAAAGAGCGGGCGCCAGCCGGCUGGUCUCCCCCUGGUCGCCCGCGCCUGCCUAGGGCCUAGGAUACCGCGGUGCUCGGGUCUACAAGGAGUGAUGGAACCUGGGAAGAGAAGAACCAAAGAUGAUACUUGGAAAUCAGAUGACCUCAGAAAACACCUUUGGGCGGCACGAUCAGGCAGUCCCAAGGAGGAGAAGAAACACAGAGAAAGGAAGCUGCACAAGGAGUCCGAAGUGGAGCUCUCUGAACACAGGGAGCACAAGUACAGGGACCCCGACUCAGGAAGGACGACCGGGGGAGACCCUCAGCCCUCCAAGGAGAGUCCUCGUGGGGAGCGAGACCGAGAAAAACUCCGAGAGAGGAGGAGAGACACAAAAGACCGGGAGAAAGAAAAACCGAAAGAGAAAUGUCGAGAACAAGACACAGAGAAGCCUCACGGCCGAGGAAAAGAGAGAGAAAAGGAGAGAGAAAAGGAGAGAGACAGGAGGGCUAGGAAGGAGGAGCUGAGGCCGAGGGCUGCGCACCACAGCCUCCUGGGCCCAGAGGCUCGGGACCGGCCCCUGGAGAAGGUGCAGAGGAAGACGCGCUCAGUAAGCAAAGUAAGAAUCGAAGAAAAAGAAAGGCGAGAUGAAGACUCUGAAAGAGGAGAUGAAGAUAGAGAAAGAAGAUACCGAGAAAGAAAGUUGCAGUAUGGGGACAGCAAAGACAACCCUCUCAAGUACUGGCUUUAUAAGGAGGGUGGUGAAAGAAGGCACAGGAAGCCACGGGAAGCAGAUCGAGAGAGGAAACACCGAGAAAAAAGCAGCACACGGGAGAAAAAAGAAAGACAUUCAAAAGAAAAGAGCAGCGCGUUCUCUGACAAAGAAGGGGAAGAAAGACAUAAAGAGAAACCACACAAAGAAGCCUUUCAUUUUGACGAGAGGCACCGAAGCAGCAUGGAUAAAAAAGAGAGACUGUGGAAAGAAGAGCACAGGAAAAGGGAGUCCAAGAAUGGUGAACCCAGAAGCCGAGGAACAAGUCUGAGAAGAGAUGGGACUGGCAACCAGCAUUUGGAGAGUGCAGCGAGGAGCAGUGGAAGGGAGAGGGAUUCGCGGGGGAAGGAAAUUGAAAGGGAAGACAUGGAUUUAGCAAAUGCUGAGGCUGAUGAAUAUACAGUUGGUUUUGAAGAUGAUUUUGAAGACUAUGAAGAUGACUUUGAGGUUUGUGAUGGAGAUGAUGAUAGCAGCAACGAGCCUGAGUCAACAGAAAAACCGGAAGAACUUCCUUUAGCCCAAAAAAGGGAGAUACAAGAAAUUCAGAAAGCCAUCUACGCAGAAAACGAGAGGCUCGGGGAGCUGUCCUCAGAGCUGCUGCGGAAGCAGGGGCUGGCGGAGGGCCCCGGGGACCCCCGCACAGAUGUGAAUACUUCCCCGUCCAGAGCCCCUGUUUGUGGGAUUUUUGUGGACUUUGCUACAGCCUCGCACCGUCAGAAGAGCCGGAUGCAGGCCCUUAAGCAGAAGACACGAAGUACAAAACUACUUCGGCUUAUCGACUUAGAUUUCUCAUUCACUUACUCUCUCUUGGAUCUACCACCAGUAAAUGAAUACGACAUGUAUAUCAGAAACUUCGGGAAAAAAAAUACCAAGCAGGCAUACAUUCAGUAUAAUGAAGAUAAUGUUGAAAGAGACACUCAGACUGAAGAUAUAGAGACCAGGGAUGUGUGGACCCAGCAUCCAGGAGAAGGUGCCAUUGUAUAUGGAGGUAGUAAAGAACGGGAAUUCUGUGACACUACAGUUGUACCCAAGAUUGACACUCCAAGGUUAUCCAGCUUUCUCCGGGCAGCAUGUCAGGUGGUUGCUGUUUUGCUUGAAGAGGACCGUUUGGCUGGUGAGCCCGUCUGGAGCCUCAGGGCUGCAGAUCACACCCUGAGCAUUAGUGAUAGCUCUUCUCAGGUGGACACUGGCCUGCCAUUUCUUGAAAAUCGAAAAGUAUCCUGCUUGCAUGCCUCUCGAGUACAAAGGCAGACCGUGGUCUCUGUGCAUGAUCUACCUGCAAAGGCCUCUGCCCAGCUGCUGGACUGCAGAUACCUCCUCUGUGUAUGGGACAUCUGGCAGCCUUCAGGGCCCCAGAAGGUCCUGAUUUGUGAGUCUAAGGUCACGUGUUGCUGCUUUAGCCCUCUGAAGGCAUUUCUGCUGUUUGCUGGGACAGCACAUGGCUCAGUGGUGGUGUGGGACCUAAGAGAAGACUCCAGGAUUCACCGUUACGUUGAGCUGAGUGACUGCUGCUGGACCUUCAGGACGGCCACGUUUUCCACCGACGGAGUCCUUACCUCAGUGAGCCACCGAAGCCCUCUGCAGGCCCUGGAGGCCGUCUCCUCGUCCGUCUGCCGGAAGCAGAGCUUGGUGCUCUCGCCCUUCUCUACCCAGGAAGAAACGUCGGGUUUGUCGUUCCACGUGGCCUCCCUGGAUGACAGCGGGGUUCUCAAUAUGUGGGUGGUUGUUGAAUUACCAAAGGCGGAUAUGGCAGGCUCGAUAAGUGACUUAGCUUGGUCAGUCCUGCCUGCAGCUGCCUAUCGCUCUGCUCUGUUGGGUCAGUCGAGGACCUCUGUGUUCUGCGUUCAGGUGUUGGGAAAGGCAGCAGAGUUCAGACGGCCUCAGCUGGGAGCAGAUGUGCCAUCCGUUGCCCGAGCCCUUGCCCACUUUGGGCUCUUCCUGUACAGUGUGGCCCUCCUGGACUCCUCAGGGCGUGGGGCAGAAGUGAUGGGGGACAGCUGGCAGUUUUGAUGCUGUGUGGUGUGGUUCUAGAGGCCAAGAGGGCUCAGAGGUCACAGAACACUUGGGUCCUGUGGUACGCUGUGGCCUAGCUGGACUGCCUCAGCCUCUAGCCGCUCCCCUUUCAGUGACAUAGCCUCCCUUGUUUGUGCUGGGCUGUGUCCCUGGGUGGCUUUGGGAAGCAGUAGGAGGGAUUUGGACUUUGUUCCUGCUCUUCAGAGUGAGGGAGGAGCUCUUGGCCUCACAGAGCAGAUGUGGCUGCCCCUACCAGACGGAUGCCCUGCACCGUGGGGUUUCUGGGGGAAACAAGACCGCGUUACUUGCUGUGCGCCGUCCCCCUGUGCUGACCUGUCUGGGUUCUGGUCUGUCAGGUUACGCUCAGAACCUCGGGUCCUCAGAACACAGGAGCCCUGUGCCUCCUCUGCGGUGUUCCUCGCCGUCAGCCUCGUCCCUCCUGCUCAGCGUACCUUGCUGUUGUCUCUGCUGGCUGACCUGCCUUGCCUGCUCUCCCAAGCACGAGGACCCUGCGGUUUGAGCCUGUUGAGGCAGGCCUUGCUGCUGAUGGGCCCCUGUGACAGCACUGCCCGCAGACACAGGCAGUGGGAAUAGCAUUAGUCUGCCUAAAAACAUUUUGAGGCACAUAUGAAAUGUCAUGCAGGGGAUCGAGGCAUGUGCCUGUGAUGUGAAACACACCCUUCGUGUGUUCUACCUCUGCAGAUCCCCAGCUGCCUCGCCACUUUGCCCUCAGGAGGGGGGUGCUGCCUGGCAGCAGAGAGUGCAGGGUGCCAAGCUGUCCUGAGGCCUCCCACUGUGGCCUGUUGUGGACUGAAGCCAUGUCUGUCUUUUAUUCCUUUCUGAAAUGUACUCUGCAGGUCCAGUCCCAGGUGCCAGGGAAACGGUGGGGAGGAGAUGUGGGCUGUAGAUGGGGACUGGGGUGUAAUGCUAGGACACGGAGCUACCUGGACAAGGCUGGGUCAGAGAGGUGUCUCUGGAGAAGUGUGAGCCAGGACUCAUGGGCACGCCUGCCGCAGAGGUGCCAGGCAGUUAGACCACAUGAUGGCAGCGUGCCAGGGCCCUGCCACCUCACAGCGUCUUCAUUUAGUUGCUUCCAGGUCCUAGGUGAGAUUCUGCUCAGAAUCACAUGGGUCUCUGUUCCUCUCGUGCACUGAUUUUAAAAAGGGAGGAUGGUGUUGGGAGUAGCGAGGAGGCUAAGCCAGCUCAUGUCUGAGGGUCAGUGUGGUGGCUGUGCGCACUUUGGAAAACGAGGGGAGGGAAAGAAAGAUGGGGUCGGCCCUGGGAGUCCUGAUGUUUGUUGUUCGAGGAGAGGAAGUUAGGAAACUGAGGAGCAAUGAGGGAGGCUGGAGGAGCUGGAGACCCCCAGUUCCGUCAGUAAGUUCUGAACGGCCCUGGGGGACUUUGCAGACGGGGCUUGCUGCUGUGGGCUGAAGGGUGCUGCCCCUGCUCUUGCUGCACCUGAAGGCAGAAGGCUCCAGGGUCAGAGUCCCCUGUGAUCCUCGCGGAGCACGCGCACCUCACCUGUCGUUUGCAUUGUGGCACUGUUUGAGAUGACGUUUAGGCAGUGAGCGUGGCUCCAGGUUACGAGGUGCACCCGUUCUGCC